Molecule: messenger RNA, 892 nt
Organism: Paramecium sonneborni
Lineage: Eukaryota; Ciliophora; Oligohymenophorea; Peniculida; Parameciidae
Source: the annotation of a GenBank genome assembly
AAACAAUGUAGUACUAUAAUCCUUAAGGUAACUAUUAUCCUUAAAAUAACUAUGUACCUCCAAUGUAAAUCGAUGUAAUGGUAAUUUUAUAUUAAGGCUGCCUUUAAUUCAGGUUUGGAAGCAUUAUCUAAAUGUCCAAGUGUAUUUAUAAAAUAACGUCCUGAUUAUUUAGAAGCUUUUGGUUUAUGUGAAAAAAAAAAUGCUUAUUUUGUAUUUCAAUCAGAUUCGAUGGGAAAUAAACCUGAUUUCAAACUACAGGCACCUAUUUUUAAAUGUAAGGAAGAAAGUAGUUGUUGGUAAAGAAAUUGUCUUCCUGGAUCAUGCAGAGGAUUUGAUUUGAAAGUUAAAUAAUAUAAUCAAAGAUAAGACACUUAGACAGUAUUUAGAAUGAGUAGAGAAUUUAAAUGUACAUGUCUUUGUUUUGGAAGGUUAAUAAUUUUAUUAAUUUGAUUUUUAGACCUUAAAUGGAAGUAUAACUUGAAAAUGGAGGAAAGAUAGGAACAAUUUAUUUUCCAUUUUUAUGUUGUGAUAAAGGGGUAGAUAUAUUAGAUGAAAGAGAUUAAAUGGUAUAUUAAAUAAGAGCAAGUUGCUGUUAAUGGCCAUUUUUAGUUAACUUACCUUGUGAAACAUGUUAAAGAGCUAGAUUUGAUAUUUAUGAUGCAUAAGAAUAAGUAAAUAGAAAUUAAAAAUGAUUUAGAAAAUUUCAGAACUUUGGAAAGAAUCUGCAGGGUUUUGUAAUGCAUUAUGUGAUAUUGAUGCAACUAAUUUUAGACUAAUAUUUCCAAUAAAUUCAACAAAUAAAUAAAAAGCUUUGUUGUUGGCUGCUGCACUCUUUAUUGAUUUUAAUUAUUUUGAAGAAUCUCCUUAAGAUAAAUAAAAUAAUUAAUUUUGA